Molecule: messenger RNA, 1516 nt
Organism: Anthonomus grandis grandis
Lineage: Eukaryota; Metazoa; Arthropoda; Insecta; Coleoptera; Curculionidae
Product: methylsterol monooxygenase 1-like
Exons: 6
Coding region: 80-1267 (395 amino acids)
Biological process (GO): sterol biosynthetic process
Molecular function (GO): iron ion binding; C-4 methylsterol oxidase activity
Source: RefSeq, a predicted model, not a curated record
UCACGUAUAAGACAGUCUCGCGCGAGCCAGGUUCCUCAAAUGGUCGUCGGUAUAUAUAAAUUUAUAAAUAGUUGCAGCGAUGAAAAAAAACAAGACUAAUAAUGGCAAAACUGAAAAGUUACAAGGUCAAAAUGGAAAAACCUUCGAUCCGAUGGCAUUGACUUGGUCCGAGAGGUACGACGAGCAGAUUUCGAAAGUUUGGAAACUUUUACCGGAAAGUGUCGCUAAAAUUAUUGCGUCUGUUGCUGUGUUUAUUUUAGGCGUGUCGAUCAAUGGAGACUGGAUCCUAGUUUGGGUGCACCUGAUAAAACAGUUCGGACAUAGAAGUGUUAACGCUACUGUUGAUAGUCGGUGGUUUACGUUGGAAUCUCUUAGGCUGAAUAACUUUCUUAGCUUCUGGUGGCCCUCGCUUGUUGUAUCUUAUGGACUGUAUGUUGGAAUUGGCGGAUUUAUACAUUGGUACUAUUACAUCAGACAACGGGACAGACCCGAAGAAUGGAAGUGUCAGCCGCAAAAGUGGCUCUCACCAGAACUGGAAAAACACGAAAUCUUAUUGGGAUCCUUCACGUUAUUCCUUAAUGCGACCGUUAGCUCCCUGUUAUCAUGCUACAUUUAUAACGGUGGUUAUUGCACGGUAUAUUAUGACAUAAGUGAAUACGGUUGGUUAUAUUUCAUUUUGCAGUUUCCGUUAAUUUUCAUUUAUCAAGACUAUUUAACGUAUUGGUUGCACCGCAUUUAUCAUUUGCCCUUCCUGUACAAGAACUUCCAUAAGUUACAUCACAAGUACAAGCAGCCCACCGCUUUCUCUGUAACGGCAAUACAUCCGGUGGAGUCGUUACAUAUCCAGAUCACUUUGGCCACCCCAUUAUUCUUUGCUCCUAUACAUUGGUUUCCAUUUUACGCUUCCGCGUUCUACGCUUACUAUCACGGAAUAAUCGACCAUUCGGGAGUAAACUUUAAGUCGUUCUGGUGGCAACCUUGGCAACCGGAUGCCAUUUUCCACGACAACCACCAUCAGUAUUUCCACGUGAACUUUGCUUUUAACAUAUCGUUCUGGGAUAAACUCCAUGGCACUUAUAGAAGAAAGGACAGGGUCUACAAUGAAGACAUUUUCUACGGAACGGGUAAGACUGUCGAUAGUGUAACUAGCGAGGAACUCGCGGCAGAUUUGGAAGAACGAGAACUCGAGAAUCCGUUGGCGUAUAGAGCGGAGAUGCCCUUUAAAUUAUCCGAUAAAGAAGUGAAAAGUCUGAGGAAAAGUAAAUAAAAAAAAAAAAACGAUCGGUCGAUAGGAGAAGAGAUGCUGCAAAAGUUGUGAUUGUAUUCAUCAGUAUUUGUUUAUUGAAACAAUAUAGUAAUGUUUAUAACAAAUUAUUAUCGGAGGAAACAAAAUGAUAUCAGACUUAUUAUGGCAUCUCUUUUUGUUUUACGGUUACUGAUAUUAAAUAUAUACUUAUAUUGAUUUUCUAUGUGAAAUAUUUGUGAUAGCUCUCAUGAAAUACAUAUUAUAAGAAAA